AUGGUCCUUAUGCCUUCGCUUGUCCAUCAGUUAUUCGGCAAGCGGUCCACUGUUCUCUCUGGACAAGACUUUCUAGGGUGGAUUUUCACGAAGUAUUUUGGCGAUGGUGGAGCAACCGCAAACAUGGACUCUAAAAUGUUUCAGACAGUCCACCAGAGUAUAAACUCGUUACUUAAAGAACCAUUUCUUUCAAGCGCCACCGAGAAGACCGUUCGGCUCGUUGAAACACAUACACCGACUUUGAUCUCAUUCGGUUCCAAGGCUACGGCGCAGGCAGUAUGGGAAAGCAUGGCCAAUAUUGUUCGAGAUGGAAAAUCGGCUGAGGUGGACCUUUUUCCGUUGAUGAUGAAUUUCGUUGCGGAUGUUGCUACCAAUGUUCUCAUGGGAGAUGCAUUUCUCAAAAACAACCCUGGAAUUACGCAAGACCUUUGGGAGUUCGACAGCAAGUUCAAUGCUCUGCUGAAUGGCAUACCAGGCAUAGCCCCCGGUCUUGGCAAAGCGAAAGCAGCCAGGAAAAGGCUGAACUCCGCCAUUUCCGAAUGGAAUCAUGCGGCGAUGGAUACAAUGAACGGAAAACAGGUCGAUGAGAAAUGGACGGACAUGUCUGAUAUCUCCGAGUCAAUGCGGAACAGACUUGUGUCAUUGCAGAACAUCGACGCACCUGAACCGUUUGCUAUCGCUCAGAACUUAGCGAUUUAUUGGGGCUUAAUGGUCAAUGCUAACAAAAUAAAUUUCUGGAUGUUGCUUCAUAUCAUCUCUUCCCCGAAGCUGUUUUCCACCAUUCGAGAAGAGAUCGCGCCGUUUGCCAAGUUCGCCUCUGAUGCGGAGCAUUUAAAGGUGGACAUAGACAGCCUCUUGAAGCACUGCCCAGUACUCAAAGCCACCUUCUUCGAAACAAUGAGAUUCUACACCUCAGGACUCUCAUACAAGAAAGUUCUUCAGGAUGUGAUAUUGACCGAAAGCGCGGAGGACGCUGCCACGUUUGGCAAACCAAUGCCGCAGACUUACCAUAUAGCGAAAGGAAACUUCCUCGUCAUACCACACGCAGUGAUGCAAAUGGAUCCACGCAUCUGGGACCGCCCUACCGAGUUCAACCCUCACAGGUUUCUCGUUCCCGACGGAACGACUCCGAAUAGGAUGCGCGCAGAAAUGGGCAAUUUGCAUUCGUUUGGAGGCGGGGCUUCUGUCUGUAAAGGCAGGUUCUUUGCAGAGCGAGAAGCGUUAAUUUUUACUGCUGGCCUGCUGGUCACAUGGGAUUUCAGUCCUGUUGAUGGCGGUCAGUGGAAAAUACCUGGGAAGUCGUAUAAUGGUACUGGAAGCGCGAAUCCGAAGGGCAAUGUACGGGUGCGGAUGAGGAGACGAGUGUAG
Molecule: messenger RNA, 1368 nt
Organism: Cadophora gregata
Lineage: Eukaryota; Fungi; Ascomycota; Leotiomycetes; Helotiales; Ploettnerulaceae
Exons: 4
Coding region: 1-1368 (455 amino acids)
Molecular function (GO): oxidoreductase activity, acting on paired donors, with incorporation or reduction of molecular oxygen; monooxygenase activity; iron ion binding
Source: RefSeq, a predicted model, not a curated record